This is a messenger RNA of Alternaria metachromatica, 1587 nucleotides long. RefSeq lists its product as uncharacterized. The transcript has 3 exons. Lineage: Eukaryota; Fungi; Ascomycota; Dothideomycetes; Pleosporales; Pleosporaceae. The coding region runs from base 1 to 1587 and encodes 528 amino acids. Gene Ontology annotation, molecular function: transmembrane transporter activity. Gene Ontology annotation, biological process: transmembrane transport. The record is from RefSeq and is a predicted model, not a curated record.
AUGGCUGUACGACCCGAUUCUGUGAGGUCGGUAGACAAUGAGGGCCAGAGGCCGAUUGAGUCUGAGAAGAAAGUUGGAGAGGUGGUUGCUUGCAGUGAUGCGUCGUCUGAGGGGCGGGGUGGCAGCGAUAAGAGCGAGGCGAUUCCGCUGAAGAUGAAGCUUAUUGCUAUUCUUCUGGUUACGGCAACGGGGUUUGGGUCGCACUGGAGUAGUGGUGUUACUGGUGCGAUGAAGAGUACGGUCAAGAAGGAAUUGCACAUCAACAACGCGCAGUACUCCGUGCUGGAAGCCAGCGAGGAUUUUAUGAAGACCGCUCUGAUACUCGUCAGCGGUCUUGUCACAGAUAGGAUUGGUGGUGCAAGUGCCAUGCUCUGGGGCAACGCCAUCUACAGCAUCGGCGCCAUUUUCAUCGCAGCCGCCACGACCGUCCGCUCAUACAAGUUCAUGAUCUUCGGAUCCAUCGUCCAGGCAUUCGGCGACAUAGCCACACAAGUCGCGCAGUACAAAGUCUUUAGCUCCUGGUUCGCACCCUCCAAUGGUUUCGCAUCCACCCUAGGCUUCGAGCUCGGCAUCGGCAAGAUCGGAUCUUUCGUCGGCAAGGCUACGGCGAACGUUAUUGCGAAGAACACUGGCGACUUCAGCUGGGUGUACUGGGUCGCGGUGUUCAUGAACCUCUUCACCAAUGUCACUACUCUGCUGUACUGGUUCUUCACGCGCUGGUGCGGGAAGAAGUAUACCGGUACAGCUGACCCGGCGACCGGAGAACAGCUCACGGAGAACAACAAGAAGUUCGAGUUCGGAAAGGUUUUGCGACUUCCAUGGACUUUCUGGAGUAUCGUCGCUUUCUCUCUCUUCCAGACUAGUACCGCCUCUGUCUUCGCUCAGAACGCGACCGAGUUCGCCGAGCAGCGCUUCGAUAUGGAUGCCGUCAAAGCUGGAUGGUACUCUUCCCUCGCGCAGUACCUGGGCUUCUUUCUCGUUCCCAUCAUCGGCAUCUUCGUAGACAUCCUUGGCAAUCGCAUCACCCUGAUGCUGGUUUGUGGCUUGGGCAUGCUGCUAUCCAUGUGUCUAGCAACAUGGGGCCCGACAUACUCCGGCACCGCAGCUUCAUUCGGCAUCUACGGUGUCGCAUCCAUGUUUGGCCCGACGGUCAUCAUCGACUCGAUUCGCACGUCGAUGUGGUACCAAGAAGUCUUUGGCUCUGGCUAUGCUGUCAAGAUCGCCGUUAACAACGCCAUGUCCAUCAUCAUCCGGAUUAUCACGGGUGUCAUCCAAGAUCGCGACGAAAACUCAUAUGAUAACGUCGUGAUCGUAUAUGUUGUGCUCUCUGCUUGCUCGGUCGUGGUCGCCGCGAGUAUGUUCGUUGGCUGCUUCUGGACGAGCGAUCUCGGGCAUCUCCAGUGGACUAGGCGCCAGCGCAUCAGGAAGGGCGAGAUUAUCAAUAUGCGGAGGAAGGAGUUUGAGUGUGGUGCAGCUGGCGAGAGGAACAGGAAGAUCAGCUUGUCGUUGUUUGUCGCGCUGUUGUUCUUGGUUGUCGGCUCGUGGGCGGCGUACUUCUGGGGUGUUGCGACAGGUAAUAAUGUCUGA